Aedes aegypti (yellow fever mosquito) is the source of this 1592-nucleotide messenger RNA. RefSeq lists its product as uncharacterized. The record is from RefSeq and is a predicted model, not a curated record. The transcript is spliced from 5 exons. Lineage: Eukaryota; Metazoa; Arthropoda; Insecta; Diptera; Culicidae. The coding region runs from base 117 to 1304 and encodes 395 amino acids.
GGUAACACUGGCCGCAUAAAUGUCAGAUAAUCAAAAGGCAAUUCAACACACACUAUUUUCUUCCUUGCGCCUCUAAAAACGGUUUUAACAUAGUUAAACUGCGUUUUCAGUUAAAGAUGGAUCCUAAUUCUGUAGCUGUUCCCCACUACUGCGUAGUAAAAACUUACGAAGCAGGGCGUCCCGUGUUAACAACGGUGCCGAGUGGGUGGAUCAGCGGCAAGUAUUUGCACUGGCCCCCAAAAAAAGUGGAAUCGUUGAGGAGAGACGUCAGGUCUCAGCCAGGAGCUACAUGGUCUAAAAUGGCCUGCAAAAUAAAAAGAAGGUACAUCCCGACUUUCAAUGCGGCAGAGCAGGAGUUGGCAGAAAUGUCCGGCGUUACAACAGAUUCCGAUGUCGGAGGACCACCUGCCGUCAAGAAAAUGCGGAAAAAAGCGUCGGAAUAUGGAACUUCGUCCGGAAUGGAUUUUAACUCUCAUUUCAAAUCGAAAGAUGCUGCGGCCGAUUCUGCAACAAGUCAAGGACCGUCAGUUAAAAAUCCGAUUGUGCCGGAGGUGAUCCUUAUCGAGCCUCGAUCAUUAAACACUACAGUGCCACAAACCUUUACGAUCCCAUGGCCUGAAAAUCCAUUGGAUCUUGCCUCACAAGCUGUGGAACCGACCAACAAUGCAUCAAACAUUGUAACAAGUGUGGUCAAUUUGGAACAGAUGCGACACAUGAAACAAAUCAUCGGUACCACCGGCGACCAAUACAACGGCCAAAACGUGUGCUAUGAAUUGGUGGAUAAAUUUUUUGAUAGACAAUUCAUGACGCAAUGCUCAUGGACCGGCCAGAGCAGAACGGAUGUGCAGAAGCAUGCCAUUCAGAAUUUCAAAAAAACGCUCGAUGUAUUCUUUUCCAUCAUCAAGAGCGUUAAUGAGCAUUUCUCUCAAAAAGCCCUAAAUGAUUUCUUCAAAUCCAUUACGAGGAAUUCGAAAAAGAGGAGCGAAGCCAAGUUCUUAAGGCAGUCUGCUGUUAAGCGACGAGGGCGAAAAAAUACCAAUGUUUUGAACGCCAGUCAGAACCAACCAGAUUUCAUCGAUGCGAGCCAGUUGGUUCUGAUCAAUAAUGCUGAUGCAAAUCAACCAAACCAAACCAUCGAGAGCAAUAGUACGACUAACCCAACCGUCAUUACAAUCGUUGGGCAGAAUGGGUCUGCUGACGUUCCAAAUGAAUUUGAUGAAUUUAAUCUACGCAUGAUGCAUGGUUUGAUGAGCAGCAAUGGAUCCGGUUCAAUCUCAGAAUCAGACAGUAGCUUCGAAAAUUGACAAUCAUUAUUGCCAAGCAGAGUUUUAUUUUAGUUUUGUUGCAUAUGUUUUGUUAGUACUGCUAGUGCAGAGUUUUCGGUUUUAUGAUUAGGACGAUAUUUUAACCAAUGAAUUGUAAAUCGUCGCUACUGUUACUGUUUGAUCAUAUUUUAUCAUAAUGACACUAUGGUGCAAUCUGUGAGCAUGCAGAUUGAUAAUUUACUUCGGUUGAAGUAUAAUUUGAGUUGCUCUGAUUAUAUGUUUAAGAUAUCAAUGAUCUUGGAAAAUAAAAAAAAUCUUUUUUUUUAA